Molecule: messenger RNA, 749 nt
Organism: Zeugodacus cucurbitae (melon fly)
Lineage: Eukaryota; Metazoa; Arthropoda; Insecta; Diptera; Tephritidae
Exons: 4
Coding region: 110-712 (200 amino acids)
Source: RefSeq, a predicted model, not a curated record
ACAACACUUAUAUCGAAUGUGUCAAAGUGAAAAUAAUAAUAAUAAUAAAAAUUAAAAUUUUUUACAAAAUUUUUCAAUUUUGAAAAUUAAACUAAAUUAUCCAAAAAAUAUGUAUAAACUAAACAGCAUGAACUCGGUUGUCAUACCAGCGAUUGAAGCAUCGGAUAUACCAUAUGGCAAAUUCAAAAUCUUAUUUAUCAAUGUUUUCACUAUACUAUAUAAAGCGGCCACAUUAAGUCCGCGUAAACUUGGCAUGGAUCUGAAAACAAUUAACAAAGCACUUGAAACUUCCUGUUGCAACACUUUACUAUCGCAUUUACACAUCAUUUUUGUAUCACUGCUCAUUUUAGCGAAAUUCAUUUUCGGUUAUGUGGGGUUAGCGGCCAAUAUUUUGGCAUUGUUCCCUAUUUUAGCGGAAGAAUUUGCCGACCUUUUAGUGCCAUCCAUUUAUACCCAAUUCGUAGAGAAUAUAAUAUUCACCAUUAUUGAAGUAAUAGUCGGUGGUUUAACGGUACGUUAUUGCAUGCCAUGUAAAAUAUCACUAUUCACCAUUUUCUUGGCGAAAAAUAUAAUACAAAUAUCCGUUGGCAUAGCAGCGCUCAACAUGUACACAGAUCUUCAUCAAAGCCUCAUGUAUCAUAUAGAAGAAACUGACUCUGAUAUUGAAACGGAUCAGAAGGAAUUCUUUUUGCGCAAAGAAAGUUUCAUUUGAAAGGGUUAAAAAUAACAAAAAUAACCAAAAAAAAUAA